This is a messenger RNA of Trypanosoma theileri, 888 nucleotides long. RefSeq lists its product as uncharacterized. Gene Ontology annotation, molecular function: histone H3K79 methyltransferase activity. Lineage: Eukaryota; Euglenozoa; Kinetoplastea; Trypanosomatida; Trypanosomatidae. Gene Ontology annotation, biological process: regulation of transcription regulatory region DNA binding; DNA damage checkpoint signaling; DNA repair. The coding region runs from base 1 to 888 and encodes 295 amino acids. Gene Ontology annotation, cellular component: nucleus. The transcript has a single exon. The record is from RefSeq and is a predicted model, not a curated record.
AUGACCGGGCUAGUUCUUCGACGCAAGCGCUGUCGAAGUAUGAUGACAGACAAACCAGAAAUUGAGGUUGGAGUUGUUUCUAAGAUUGAUGGUAGAGCAGAUGAUGCAACAACUCUUCAGGCCUCACCCCAUAAUGAACAGGGUAACGGCUCUCCACAAAAUCCUUACAGGUUGCCCUUGCGACUUGAUCCCAACGAUAGUGGUUGUUAUCACUGUACUUCACAAUGCUGUCAAUGUGUAUUUUUUGAACGUCUUAUGGAUAGCGUUUACAGUAGUCUACAUUUUAAGCGGAUCACAGAAGUCGCUGGUUCACGUCAUCUUUGUGCAAAGUCACUUUUACCAACUUUUGUUUCUCGCAUGGUUCAAUUAAUGAAAAUAACUUCUGAAGAUACAUUUUAUGAUCUUGGUUGUGGUAAUGGAUCUGUUUUAUUUCAAGUGGCUAUUUUAACAGGUGCUCGUUGUGUGGGUGUGGAGAUCAGUGAACACAAUGCCAAUCUUGCAAAAUCUGCAUGGGAAACUCUCAAACCAAAAAUUGAAUCCUUAUUGGGAAAAAAAAUGCCUGAAGUGAAAAUAAUAAAUGAAGACAUGACAAAAAUUCUCGCUAAUAAAACAUUGUUUGACUCGGAGAAAGGAAAAACAGCAAUACUUCUUUCUAAUUUGUUAUUUCCCAAAUCUUUAACCCAUUAUCUCUCUGAACGCUUCCGCAGUGUACCAGUUGGAACGCGAAUUCUCUGCUUUGAUGAUCUCUAUCCGCAUAGUCGUUCUGUUGCCGCUAUUCGUGACCCAGAAGCUUUUGAACUUUUCUCCAUGACAGAUUAUCGUUGGCAAGAACUAAGUGUGGAGUGGUGUACGAUGGAUGGCCCGUUUUACAUUCACCAGAGGAAGUAA